AUGAGUAAUAAUUUGGAUCAUGAUAGAUCAGUUGCUGGAAAAAUGCAUCCAAUAGAUUUAGCAACACAAAAGAUUACUAUAGUUAAAAACGUUACAAAUUCUGAAGUGAAAAUGACACAUUUGGUGCCAGGCCAGACUAAAACUACCGGUCCCAGUCAAAUAAUAGCUCAUGCUAGUCCCGGAGGAGGCUUGAUGCGUCCAGGGCUUGCGCAAAUCAUAUCUUCCAAUGUUGCCUCCCAACCUCAGAUGAUAAUAAGUGGAUCACCAAUCUUGCAGGGAGCUCAGAUUGUUAGCCAAGGUUCUCAGAUAAUUGGUCAGAACACUCAAAUAAUGGCGCAGUCACAGUUGAUUACUCCAAGUGGACCAAUCAUUAGUCCUGGCACACAAAUCAUAAGUCAAGGCACACAGUUGUCUGCGCAAGUGUCUAAUUCUAGUAAUACGGGAUCAUCCAAUGUCCAGUCAAGUGUGAGUUCUUCUGUGAGUGGCACUCAAGUGUUAAAUGUUGGUGGACAACUUGUAAGUGGAACUGGAAACCUGUUGGUGAAUUCAUCUGUACGCACACUUCCACCAACAGUCAGAGUACUACCCCCAUUACCUCACCAUGGUUCUAAAUUACCAGCUGUACUCUCAAAUGUAAAUGUAAGCAGUACCAGUGGGGUGUUAGUGAGUAAAGGAGUUGGGGUAGGUGUGACAAGUCAUGUGCCAAGAGGUUUAGCAGCCGGUGCUUCCCUUGCGGUCCGGCCAGUGGUCCCUGCAGCAAAUUCCCAGUCAACCAGUUCUCAAGGGAGCACUUGGUCUGGAGGGACACGUGGACCUCGAAGUACAUUAGUUUAUGGACAACGAAAUGCACGUCCUUCUACACCCUCGAUUUCAUCAACUCUGUCAGCUCAACCAUCCCAUUCUUCCAUUGUCACGUUACCUUCAACUUCAGUCCUUACAUCAAGCGGAGUAAUAUCUGGUGCAGCUCGGAAUGUACCACCGCGUGCCGCUACUCCGACACCAGCCGGUUCCACACCACGUCCACUACCACUUCUGCAGAGAAACUACCAACCUGCUAAGGUAGUGGGCGUAGCAAGCGUUGGCGUACGUGGAGUAGUGGGCAACAGUGCUCCAACACAGCUGUACUAUGAGGUGCCAAGAGGAGGCACAAUGGGUGCACACUCAACCCCUCCACCCGCACACCCGCCUCACCACGCGCCUGUUGCGCAACACGCGCCUGUAGCACAGCACGCACCGAUUGUCAAUGUGCCACAACACACACCCGUAACACCUGUAGCGCAACACGUGCCUCUUUCGUCUGUAACGCAGCACCAGACGUUGCCACGCACUCUCGCCCCUUAUAUACAUCAGCAACCGUCUCAGCCGCAGCCGAGCCAGUCACAAGUGACCAUCGUGAACACGGUUUCGGCAUCAGGGGACACUCGUCUCCCACCCACAUCAAUAUCUACUCAUCCAGUCCUGCCCAGACCGUCCAUACUUAGAAAGCGAGAACUAGAUGGGUCACCGUCCAAAUUGACUGGAGGGUACGUCCGACCCGAGAGUACAGGCUGGGAGGACGUGCCGACGGGGCAUUGUGGUGCGGGUUCGGGCUCCACAACGAUCAGCGCAGCGUCUUCGCUCCCGCCCGACGACGAGCCUGACCCGCCGAGGCACCAUCCCGAUUUAUCACCUAGGAAAAAGCCUAGGAAGCAAAUAUUAACAAACGAAGUAAGGCAGUGCGAUUUUCAAGGAGAAGAACCGCCGCCCACGCCUCCCCCCGUCACGUUCAAUCCUCCUCCGAAACGUCCCCUGCUGAGCUCGAGCUACGUGUGCGGCUGGCGCAGCACGGCGCUGCACUUCACGCGGCCGGCCGACGUGCGGCGGCGCGAGCCGCGCGCGCGCGACAUCGUCGCCAUCGCCAGCCAGAAGCACGUGCUCACUAGCGCCGAGGGCUGGAAGGUCCAUCACCUCACCGCCCAGAUGGACGAUUUGAUGUCACUGGAGUCCGACGUCGGUGAGCAGCUAGCGGGACUGCUGCGAGCGCUUGACACAGCACCUGGACGCGCUUAUGCCGCUAUACAACCACACUCGCAUACUCUGCUAGAACUACUCAAGGGUAAUAUACAAAGGAGUAAAAUCGUAUGUGAAGGUAUUCAAGAAGCUCGGGAGGACAUUCUUCGGGUCUUUACGCACAGAACAUUCGUCUCUGAUAUUUUGACACGACAAGCAGACAAGCGAUGUUUCAGAAAGCAUCGGUCACAAUCAUAG
Messenger RNA from Arctia plantaginis, 2247 nucleotides. The record is from the annotation of a GenBank genome assembly. Lineage: Eukaryota; Metazoa; Arthropoda; Insecta; Lepidoptera; Erebidae.